Molecule: messenger RNA, 324 nt
Organism: Carya illinoinensis
Lineage: Eukaryota; Viridiplantae; Streptophyta; Magnoliopsida; Fagales; Juglandaceae
Exons: 1
Coding region: 1-324 (107 amino acids)
Source: RefSeq, a predicted model, not a curated record
AUGGCUCUUCUGAUGGGACAGUAUGCUUACUCAAAGAUCGAUCAGGAAGACCCGGAAGAGAAAAAACAUCGACAAGCUCAAUCCUUGAUCUAUAAAAUACUUCUGCAAGCGGAUGAUCGACGAAGCCCAUCGUUUUUUAGAAUCAGGAUAUGCAAGUUGAAGGUUAAGAUUGGGAAGAGAAUAAAGAAGCUGAGAAAGAGCAUGUCGUUGGGUAUGUCUGCGGCCAGAGUUGGUGUUUACAAACGAGUAAUCAUUCACAUGAAAACAUGGAAGCGCCUUUUUCAACGUGGAAAUCAGACCAUUAAUGUUAGCGGUCUGGAGUAA